AUGACCACACCACCCCGACGAUCACACCACCCCAACGACCACACCACCCGACGACCACACCACCCGCAUGACCACACCACCCCGACGACCACACCACCCCGACAACCACAUCACCCCGACGACCACACCACCCCGACGACCACACCACCCCGACGACCACACCACCCCGACGACCACACCACCCCGACGACCACACCACCCCAACGACCACACCACCCCGACGACCACACCACCCCGACGACCACACCACCCCAACGACCACACCACCCGGACGACCACACCACCCGCACGACCACACCACCCGGACGACCACACCACCCCGACGACCACACCACCCGGACGACCACACCACCCCGACGACCACACCACCCGGACGACCACACCACCCGCACGACCACACCACCCGCACGACCACACCACCCCGACGACCACACCACCCCGACGACCACACCACCCCGACGACCACACCACCCCGACGACCACAUCACCCCGAUGACCACAUCACCCCGACGACCACACCACCCCGACGACCACACCACCCCGACGACCACACCACCCCGACGACCACAUCACCCCGACGACCACACCACCCCGACGACCACACCACCCCGACGACCACACCACCCCGACGACCACACCACCCCGACGACCACAUCACCCCGACGACCACACCACCCCGACGACCACACCACCCCGACGACCACACCACCCGGACGACCACACCACCCGAACGACCACACCACCCGGACGACCACACCACCCCGACGACCACACCACCGGACGACCACACCACCGGACGACCACACAGCUUCUCAGUGCUUGACAAAAUCUGACAGCUCCUCAACCCUUAUUUUGUUUUUCUUAAAUUGUGUUUGCCUUCUUGCAGGCGGUCACAGACGUAUAGUGGACGUAUACUGGACGUAUUUAGGCGUAUUUGGACGUAUUUGGACGUAUUGA
Molecule: messenger RNA, 957 nt
Organism: Procambarus clarkii (red swamp crayfish)
Lineage: Eukaryota; Metazoa; Arthropoda; Malacostraca; Decapoda; Cambaridae
Source: RefSeq, a predicted model, not a curated record